AUGGUGCAGAAGCACAGCCCGGCCCUGGCAUCAUACAGCCAGAUUUCUUGUAUAGGCACUGGUCUGAGCGCGAUCGCCCUCGGAGCGACACUGAAGCGAUGGUAUGGCAUGGAUGAUAUCCAUUUUUUUGAGCGUUAUCCAGACUGUGGAGGUACCUGGUUUAUCAGUUCAUACCCUGGAUGUGCUUGCGAUGUUCCCAGUGCGCUCUAUAGCUUCUCAUUCGCAUUGAGCGACCGCUGGACCAAGCUCAUGCCAUCAAACAAAGAAAUAAAAUCUUACACUGACGGUGUGGUGGACGCCUACGGUCUGCGUGAUAAGAUGACCUUUCUCACGGAAGUACAGUCAUGUGUUUGGCGCGAAGAGGCCUCCCGAUGGCUGAUGAAGCUUCGCAGCGUGAUCACCGGCAAUGUUACUUAUCACGAAUGCCACAUCCUUUUCGCGGCCACUGGACAGCUCGCGGAGCCUAAGCCCUGCGAUAUUCCCGGAGCCAAAUCCUUCAACGGAGCCCUGUUUCACUCCGCGAGAUGGGACCACAGCGUUGAUUUGAAGGGUAAAAAUGUGGUUGUCAUUGGGAAUGGAUGUACCGCUGCUCAGAUCGUGCCGGCCAUCGUGGACAGUACCAAAACCUUAACCCAAAUCAUUCGGAGCAAGAACUGGGUGUUUCAAGCUCCUAAUUUCACAUACCCGAAAGUUUUGCAGUGGGUCUUUCACUAUAUUCCGCUCGCCAUGCGACUCCACCGUCUGCACCUAUUUCUGAUAGCCGAAAAUGACUUCCGUCUGUUUCGUAUGACCAAGGCUGCCGCUAAACUUCGACGGAAGUGCCAGCAGCACGUCGAAAAGUAUAUGCAAGAGACUGCGCCGGCCAACUACCAUGACAUCCUUAUCCCAGACUUCGAUGUGGGGUGCAAGCGGCGGAUUUUCGACGACGGAUACCUCAAGUCACUUCACAAUGAGAAGUUGCAUCUCACCCAAACGAAAAUCACCGAAAUAUUGCCAGACGGCGUUAGGACGACAGAUGGAUUCUAUCCCGCUCAGGUCAUCGUGCUUGCGACGGGAUUCCAGACGAACAUAUUUCUGCAACAUACAGAGAUUCACGGUUGUGAAGGGACGCUCACAGAUCAUUGGAACAGAUACGAUGGUCCGGGAGCCUACAACUGCUCGGUUAUGAGUGGAUUUCCGAACUUUUUCCUGUUGCUCGGACCGAACACAGCAACAGGACAUACGUCUGCCUUGAUGGCAGCCGAAAACUCUGUGAACUAUGCGCUUCGGGUUCUCAAGCCUGUUCUGGAUGGCAAAGUAAGCUCUAUUAAUCUGAAACAGGAAGCUGAAGAUGAAUAUGUCUACCAAGUUCAAGAAACCCUUCGUCACCGUGUCUGGAAUGCAGGAUGUGCUUCGUGGUACGUAAAUAAGAAGGGGUGGAACGCAAUGACAUAUCCUUGGUCGCAGGCACAUUACUGGUACCGCAGCCUAUUUCCCACUAGAUCGGAUUGGACAUUGAAGCCAAUCCAGAGGCCCACUUCCCCCAAAAUUGGCCGCACUAUGGUGCUGGCCUUGAUUAUUGUGCUUGCGGCUGCGAUUGCUACUCAUCUACAAGGCCCGCAAUUUUGGUCAACCGCUUUGGCUAAAUUGAGUCAAAUGAUGGGCUUUGAUGAUGGGUUUUGA
This is a messenger RNA of Penicillium canescens, 1662 nucleotides long. Its product is annotated as flavin-containing monooxygenase. Bases 1 to 1662 code for a protein of 553 amino acids. The record is from RefSeq and is a predicted model, not a curated record. The transcript has 6 exons. NCBI's taxonomy places the organism in Eukaryota, Fungi, Ascomycota, Eurotiomycetes, Eurotiales, Aspergillaceae. Gene Ontology annotation, molecular function: flavin adenine dinucleotide binding; NADP binding; N,N-dimethylaniline monooxygenase activity.